Xiphophorus couchianus (Monterrey platyfish) is the source of this 1606-nucleotide messenger RNA. RefSeq lists its product as uncharacterized. The record is from RefSeq and is a predicted model, not a curated record. Bases 116 to 1162 code for a protein of 348 amino acids. Gene Ontology annotation, molecular function: transmembrane signaling receptor activity. Gene Ontology annotation, biological process: cell surface receptor signaling pathway; positive thymic T cell selection. Lineage: Eukaryota; Metazoa; Chordata; Actinopteri; Cyprinodontiformes; Poeciliidae. The transcript is spliced from 9 exons. Gene Ontology annotation, cellular component: external side of plasma membrane; alpha-beta T cell receptor complex.
CAAGUGAGAGAGCACAGAGAGAGAGAGUCUCAGUCUGUCAUUAACCAGACUGCUGAGUUUAAUUCAGACUUCAUAGAUUUGAUCCAAACUCCAGACGGAUAAAGAAACACGCAGAAUGGGUGUUCAGGUCAUGUUCGUCGUCCUUUUCAUGUUUUUAGCCACAGUGGAAUCUCAAAAAGGAGGAGUCUCAUUCUGGAGAGACAAAGUUACUCUGACCUGUCCACAAAACGGAACAUGGAAGAAUAACAUGGAAAAUAAAAAUGCUUUAGAACCUGGUGAAACUCAUGAAUUCCACUUUAAAGGCCAGGCCCAAUAUUAUUGUGAAUAUGACAAUAAUGAAGAGGAGAAGAUAAAAUACUACUUCUUCGUAAAAGGGAAGGCCUGUGAAAACUGCUUUGAGGUGGACGGAUUCCUGUUCUUGCUGGUGAUUCUCGUGGAUGUGAUUGGGACUGCGGUGAUGAUGAGGAUAAUCUACGUUUGCACCAAGAGGAAACACCCAAAUGCACCUCUUCAACCCCCAAGAACACGUAGAACCCGGCCUCAAGCGGACCAAUCUUCUGCAUAUGAGGUGGGUAUUGUCAGGAACAGAUUAUUUAGGAUGGCUGUUCAGGUUGUGUUCGCUGUCAUCUUCAUGUUCGCAACUUCGGUGAAGGCUGAAACUGUUAAAGGAGGAGCAACAUUCUGGAACAAGGAAGUCACACUAACCUGUCCUGAGAGUGAUAAAGUAACCUGGUACAAGGAAAAAUCAACAACUCCAGAAACUACAGAAAAUCCACCAAAUCCAUUUACAUUCACAUAUGAGCGCCAAGUCCAAUACAAAUGUCGAUACGAGAUAGAUGGAUCUCCAACUAAAACACUGGAUUAUUAUUUCUAUGUCAAAGGAAAAGCCUGUAAAAACUGCUUUGAACUGGAUCCAAGGAUCUUUCUGGGGAUCAUUGUUGUGAAUGUGAUUGGGACUGCUGUUUUGAUGAUGAUAAUCUACAGAUGCUCCAAGAAGAAAAGCAUAGAUGGACCAAGCCCCUCUAUUAAACCGACUCCGAGAGCUGGGCACCGGGCUCCACAUGGUCCAUCUGCUGAGUAUGAGACACUCAACCCUAACACUCGAUCACAGGACACCUACUCUACUGUUGUGAACAGUGGUAUGGUGAACAGGACUGGAUAGAGACAUCACCUCUACAAUUAUAAAACUCCUUACAUACAUCCUCACAUAUUUUAAUUCUUCUUUAUUGCAAAUCCCAAAUUUAAUAAAGAAGUAGCUUCAUACUGAAAAGUAGAAAGGUGCAGUUCUUGUACAUUAUGUCAGCUUGAAGUCAUUUUAUGGUUUCAAAACACAUGCAGCCUUAAAACAUUAAAACAAAAGCAAUAAACAUUGUUGACAGUUGACACAAACCAUUUUGUUCUACUUGUCUAUUAAAACAGCUUAUACAGCAUAAGUGAAAGAAUAAUUUAUGGCAGAUGUGUUAAAAAUGAAGUUAAUAUGUUAUAUAGUAAUGAUUUUAAAAAGUACAUCUUUAUUUUUAUGUAUCUGGGGUUUUUAUAGGGGUUUUUUCUUUUCAUUUGUAUUCAUUUCAUUUGCACAACUCAUGUCUCAAAGAAAUUUACAAAG